This is a messenger RNA of Closterium sp. Yama58-4, 666 nucleotides long. NCBI's taxonomy places the organism in Eukaryota, Viridiplantae, Streptophyta, Zygnematophyceae, Desmidiales, Closteriaceae. The record is from the annotation of a GenBank genome assembly.
AUGAUCCAACGAGAGAGAACACACGCGCUCGCACGGGUGGUGAUUCGGCAGGGGGACGAGGUUCUGAACGCGGCUUUAAGGGGGUAUGACUUUGAGAGGAAGCUGGAGGUGACGGUGGUGGAGAGGGAGGAGCAGCGCACGGUGAGCAACAUGGGGGAGGUGGCGUGGCAUGUGAAGGACCUCUUUCCCCGCCAUGUCACCAACCAGUACCACCUUGCCGACUCGCCCCUGCUCGAGCAGAUGGCCCUGUUUCAGCACACGGCACUGUUCAUCAGCAUGCAUGGCGCCUCCCUCAGCAACCUCAUUUUCCUCCCUCCCGGAAGUUCUAUCCUCGAGCUCUUCCCCCUCAAGUUCCAUUCCGAGGCAUACAACCACCUCGCCCUGCGCACCGGAAUCAACUACUUCUCGUGGGAGAACACGCACCCGGAAGCUUCCUCCUACACCGACGAUUGCUUAGCUAAGGGCGGGUGGGAGAAUCUCGAGGAGGAGGAGUGUAGGGAAGUGAGGGGGUGUUUCCUGUGUGCGAGAGACCACUCGGUGACGACGGUGAAUAUGGAGGAGUUGGAUAAGGUGCUUCUGAAGGUGCAGAGAGCGGUGCGGAGGUUUUUGCACGAGGAGAGCUUGAAGAAGCUGCAUGGGGUUACAGCAGCAACAGUUACUGCUUAG